AUGCUGCUGCUCUUGUGGAUUCUCAUAGUAGUCCCUGCAUCCUUCUUGCAGCCUCCUGUGCCCCUCUCCCUGCCAGUCCACAUGUCGGUCAUCCCUCCUUCUUGGCAGUACCUUCCUCUGUUCCAAACAGAACUGGGACCUCUUUUCUCAAACUCCAGCCCCUUUUCCUUCUCCCAGAGCCUGUUCUUGGUGUCCCCACCUGGCCAGGGCCCCAGACCAGUCCUCCAGGCUUCAUUUGGCUCUUACUCAGUUACACAGGUAAGAGGAGAGGACCUGUCCUCUCUUUCUCCCCUUAUGUCUGCCUCUCUUCUGUCAGAGCAUGUGGAGAGAGAGAGGGAUGAGGGAGGGCAGGAGAGGUUUAGGGUGAGGAUGCUGUUCCACAAGCGGGGCGAUACCAGCACCCGAGGGACCUGUAUCACCUUGCAUGCCUUUAAAGAGACAGAGGAGCACAAGGGCUCCUGUAUCACACAGCCUCCUCUAGGGCUGUGCUUGGUAACUCUGACACUGCCCAGAGACUGGUUCAAGGAUCAACAUGGCAACCAAUCACAUCAGGAUUUUGACAAGCGGCACGGUAACAUCCACCCUCGUCACCAGGUGCAGAAGCGGGAACGACAGCGGGGCAGAUAUCAUCACAGCAACUCUAGGACUCCAAAAUUAUUGAAAGACCAUACAGGUGUUGAUCCGGAUACCCAGAGGAAUGUUCCACGGGCUCUCAGAUACCAACGGGGCCCUGUGAGAAACCAAAUACAAUUUUACUACUCCUUCAUCAACACAGUGGACGACCUACAGCUGACACCACUAGGAGUGGCUCAGUCCCAGAGGCAGCUCUUCCAUAUCAAAGCAUUGACACUGGAGAAGGAGGAGAAGGACAAGGAAAGAAAACAGAGCCGGACUAAAGAAGAGGAAACCUGUUUGAAUGGGCAGGAAGAGGAAGAGCUUGUCUUGGACUCCCAUGUCGUGAUUCGCCACCACAAGGGCCCGGCCCUGAUAGGACAGCCAAUCAGGGUGUCUGUGAAUCUGAGAGCCAACUUCAGUGCUGAGUUUGUUGUCUUAAGGCUGAAGAUGAGGAAGGGCUUGGUGUCAAUGGUGGCCCAGAGAACUCUGACCUCCGACCUGUGGGCAGUGACCCUGGAGAGAAGCCAACGCUCCAAACAUGAUGUUUUGUCCAUCCUUUGCCACAAACAGAGCACACUCAAGCACACAAACAAUCCCACUCUUCUCCAGCAGGUGGUGUGUCUAUCAGUCGAUGGCCUGAGGCAGAGUUUUGGUAUUGCCAUGACGGUGUCUGCAAACUGGUGGGUGGAGUACUCUGGGCGUAGUAACCCCAUAUCACCACAUGGGGCUGCAACAAGCAUGUUCUCAUUCACUGAUCGACACAUCUUUGGCAUCGCUCCCAUUACAGAGAGUAACACCAUCAUCAACACAGCCAUACUGACCAACCAGCCGGUGUCACUUCCUGUCAUUGUACUGGCCAUAAGUCGUGAUGGGAAGAUGUCAGAUGUCACGUCUGCAGUCACGUGCCACUCUACCAACGAGAAUACUGUCAAGGUGUCCAGCGAUUGCUCCACCAUCUUUGUGGACGGCAGUGAAUCAGGGUUGGGUAACACCUGUGCAAUGGUGGAGUUUCUACUGGGAGAGCUCAGUGGCUCUGUGUGUCUGGAGGUGUGGGCUCCUUCAGUUCCCCUGCGAGUGACCUUGGCAGACCCCGUUCUCAAUGCCAUCAAUGGCUGGAACCACUUCACAGAGGAAGGGUGUGUGCCGGUGUAUCAGCGUACCUCAGUACAAGUUUUGACUCAGUUCACAGCUCAAGACUCCCACGGCAGAACCACACACCUACUGGGCUCAUCUGAUUGGUUUGUGGAUGUUACAGACCUGGUCCAUAACUGGUUGAGAGUAGAUGACCCUCGAGUGGCUUCCCUUGGCACACAAGCCAACCUGAUUGGUUUACAACCCGGAAAGACAUCACUUUAUGUUAUCUCUGAGCAGUGGGAUGGUGUGCUGGGCAGAUGUGACAUCACUGUGACCUCUAACCCUGUUACCCCAGGGGACCUGUCUGUACAGGUGGUUAGCGGCCUUGGCAUGUCAGUUAUGGCCAGCCCAACCCACCCUUCCAUCAUCACAGCAACAGUGACAGCCUACAACAUCCUGUACAACCAUCACCAGGAGGCAUCCAUCAGUGUCUGGCUCCAGUUUAGUGACGACACUGCCUCCCUCCUCUCCUCCUUCAACGAUCUACCCUUUUUCCUGCGUCUCUCCUCAUUGGCUGACACUGUGAUUGUGGUGACGCCCGGCUCCAGCCAACGUAUCAUUGCCCAGGGUGACGGAGGUGGGCCUUUACUGCGUGCAGAACUACUGGUUUCAGCCUGCACAGACCAGCCAAUCACUUCCAACUCUCUCAGUGAAAGUGACAGGGAUUGGAAGGAUGGAGAAGGAGGAGGUGGAGGCAGAGGGACCAGGAGGCUGGCAAGAGGAUCUGGUUGGAUCAGAGUCAACCUAGACCUGGGCUUCCUGCAGCCAGUAGGGGACAAAGAUGAGCAGGGUAAAGAGUUUGAAUUUGACAUUUCAGACAUGCUGGUUGAGUCAGACAGUGACAUAUAUGCAUCAAACUUUGACGAGAACGAAAGUGGGAAUCUAAGCAGUGACUACUAUGACAAAAUCAGUGGAAUAAUGACUAAUAGAAACUGGAAUGAGUUGGGUAAUGGAGGGAUGGUAAGUCGGAACAAUCUGGAAAGGGCUGUGCUGAUGCCGAGCCAGGAGGAGGGUGCUGUGUACUUCUCCCCGAGCCAGGAGACAGGAGAGAGGAGGAAGAGGAUGAGGAAGGGCAGCGAGCUCGAGAGCUGGACGUCGGUGCGGGCGCUGUCCUCUCUGCUGUCUUGCUGCUGUCCUCUUCUGGCAAACUGUCUGCCCUGCGCCCUGCAAGACAGGAGGAGGACAACAAUAGAGGCGAAAGGGAAGGAGAACUAG
Molecule: messenger RNA, 2964 nt
Organism: Micropterus salmoides (largemouth bass)
Lineage: Eukaryota; Metazoa; Chordata; Actinopteri; Centrarchiformes; Centrarchidae
Product: transmembrane protein 132C-like
Exons: 15
Coding region: 1-2964 (987 amino acids)
Source: RefSeq, a predicted model, not a curated record